CAUCGCGUAGCAGACGGUAUCUUCACCAUUAAAUCUCCACACAAAUUUUCCCCAACUGUCAGAUAAUCACCUUAAAUGACCAUUAAUCCAGUUUGAGCCAUGACAUUCAUCGACAAUUUCUGUGAUUUGUGAUUGUGAAAAAUGUUUUGUUUUUUUCAAAUCCGUGAAAUGCAAUCAACAGUUGGAGAUAGGACGAACAAGUUUACGAUCUCAUUUUUGUGGAAUUUUUUAGUCAGGUGUGCUGUUGGCUGAACCACAUCUGAUCUUUGUACAUCGCGCUGAGAGUUUUUUAUUUAAUUUUUCGCGGCUAUCGAAAUUCUGGAAAAGAACUCAAGUGAAUCCAUGGGAAGGGACUCUAAAUCAAUUGGAAAUCGAAAUGCGAAAUUUGAAAUUUUCUAACGCCAUCAGGAGCUGACUGUUAAUCAGCGGCCCUGAGAUGAGUUUCAAAAUGGAGAAGCUCAACGCUCAUGCCAAUAAUCGAGGCAGGAGUCGUUCACUGAGUGGACCAUGCAAGGAGCCUCUGUUACCGAGUAAACGCAAUUCGUAUAGGAUGACACCGACCGGUAACCGAUCACGCACCGUUUCGGAAACAAAUACACCUGCUGCCUUGACAGCACCUCUCACCGGUGAUGAUUGUCAGGAGGUGACGAUUAUUGAUGAGAAUGGUGAUGGGGGACGUCUACCAGACGUCGUCGCCGAGAGCAGGCUCUGCGGUGACAACAACGACGAGCCCGUGGAAUCCUAUCUCGCUAUUACAAUUCAAGUAUUUAUUCCAUUUCUCGUUGCUGGACUUGGAAUGGUUGGAGCUGGUCUCGUUUUAGAUAUCGUUCAGCAUUGGGAGGUAUUUGAAAAAGUAAGUGAAUUAAUGAUUCUGGUACCGGCACUAUUAGGAUUAAAGGGAAAUCUGGAGAUGACUCUUGCCUCUCGCCUAUCAACCCAGGCCAAUCUUGGAAAUAUGGAUGCACCCAAGCAACAAUGGUACAUGAUCGUUGGAAAUUUAGUACUGAUUCAGUGUCAAGCAAUCGUUGUGGGAUUCCUAGGAUCAGUGGUAGCAAUUGUGAUGGGUGCAUUUAGAAAUGGCACUGUAUCAUUAGACCACACUUACCUCCUCUGUGCCAGCAGUCUUGUCACAGCUUCCCUAGCAUCAUUUGUUCUCGGAUUAAUUACCGCAGGGGUAAUUGUCUUCUCUCGGCAUUGCCACAUUAAUCCUGAUAACGUUGCAACUCCAAUAGCUGCAAGCCUCGGAGACAUCACUUCCUUGGCCCUAUUAUCCUGGAUAUCCACGAUCCUCUACGAGGCAAUUGAUAAACAGGAUUGGCUAGCACCCCUUAUCAUCGCGUGUUAUAUUCUUAUCACUCCUCUGUGGGUGUGGAUUGCCAAGAGAAAUAAAUACACCAAUGAUGUGCUUUACUCGGGCUGGACACCGGUCAUGGUUGCCAUGCUGAUUAGCAGCUGCGGUGGUUUAAUUCUCGAAUUUAUGGUCUCACGUUUUGAGAAUCUCACAGUAUUUCAACCGGUGAUAAAUGGAGUCGGUGGAAACUUGGUGGCAGUCCAAGCAAGUCGAAUAUCCACUGCCCUCCACAAACAAGCAGAUCUUGGAACACUUCUGAUUCCACCGGGGCAUACCCAUCCUGUCAUCUUCAUCACUCCAAUCGCCAAUUUCUUCGGCAAAGGUUUACACGCGAGAACGACGCGGGUUUUGAUGGCCAUGGUCAUCCCUGGCCACAUAAUAUUCAUCUACAUGAUAAAAUAUAUGAAAGACGGUGACACAUCGCUCACAGCACUAUUUGUCUUUGUCUAUCUUUGUGCUGCAAUGCUUCAGGUGGCAGCACUCCUUUACAUUGCCUAUAUCAUGAUCCACUGGAUGUGGAAAAGAAGAAUUGAUCCGGAUAACUCAGCAAUUCCUUAUCUAACUGCCAUGGGAGACCUCCUAGGUAUUAGUCUCCUCGCAAUAGCUUUCCAAUUUUUGUAUCUCGUUGGUGAUCAGGAGUACGACGACGAAGGCCUCAAGCCUUAGAAAAAUCCCGGACUUCCUAGAGUAUUGCUGAAUACACCAAGAGGAAUUCAA
Messenger RNA from Fopius arisanus, 2068 nucleotides. Its product is annotated as solute carrier family 41 member 1. Gene Ontology annotation, biological process: monoatomic cation transport. The transcript has 7 exons. Gene Ontology annotation, molecular function: monoatomic cation transmembrane transporter activity. NCBI's taxonomy places the organism in Eukaryota, Metazoa, Arthropoda, Insecta, Hymenoptera, Braconidae. The record is from RefSeq and is a predicted model, not a curated record. Bases 437 to 2017 code for a protein of 526 amino acids. Gene Ontology annotation, cellular component: plasma membrane.